CUGUGUUGUGUGCAUUGAGGCGACAUUAAAGCAGUGUCAUUAGCAGCUUUGCUUCCUGUGGUGCCUGGAAGAGCGAACAAGCCGCACGCAGCAAUGGGCAAUGGAAUGAACAAGAUCCUCACUGGUUUGUUUCUUGGGAACUUUAAAGAUGCUCGAGACGUUGAACAGCUGCACAAAAAUAACAUUACUCAUAUACUCUCAAUCCAUGAUAGUGCAAGGCCUAUGCUGGAGGGUAUGAAAUAUCUCUGCAUUCCAGCCUCAGAUUCACCAAGUCAGAACUUGAUACAGCAUUUUAAGGACAGCAUAGCAUUUAUACAUGAAUGCCGACUGAAGGGGGAAGGCUGCCUUGUUCACUGUUUGGCUGGAGUCUCCAGAAGUGUAACAUUAGUAGUAGCCUAUGUUAUGACAGUCACAGAUUUUGGAUGGGAAGAUUCCUUGUCUGCCGUCAGGGGAGCAAGGACAUGCGCCAACCCAAAUAUGGGCUUCCAGAAGCAGCUUGAGGACUUUGGAAAAUGUGAAGUCCACCAUUUCAGGACGUGGCUGAAAGAUACUUAUGGGGAGAGUACUUUUCAUGAUAAAGAUGAAGCCAAGCAACUACUUGACAAACAUAAACAGCAGGAAGCGGCAGAAUCUCAAAAUGCCACAAGUUCUGGAAGGCAGUGGAAUAGCCACCUUACCUCUCUUUCAUCUAGGUCUUAUAGCAACUACACAACAGAAACAUAAUAAGUCUGUAUUUAACAUUGCAAAAUAUGUCACUACUCCUAGAACAUAAGCAGAGACCUUGCUGGUGGUGGGCAUUAGUUGUUAUGAAGAGUGUACAUUUGCUUUGAAGGAUCCAAAUUCUGCUCUUAAGAUUACAGUAUUCUCUUUCUUUGUUGCUGAGUCUUGCAGUGAUUUGCAGGAUGGUUUAAAAAUGUUAUGGUAAGGAAUGGUUUAUUUGAGCUGAUUUUAUAUAUUUAUUUUGGCACCUUGGCACUUUAUUAGAAUAAUGGAACUAUUUUAAAGAUGAGCAAUGUUGUUCUUUUAUCAUGUGCUAUGCUUCUAUCUAUAACACAUAGUUAAAUUUUUUGACCUCAAAAUGCCAUUGCUUGUAUAUUUACAGACCGUUAAUUCCUACUAUUAGUGCCCCUAAAACAAGACAAAGAGGGAUCACAGCAUUGUUGGACUUCCUCAGGUAGUGUAUAUACAUAGAAAAUAAUCAAAUCAGGUGUUUCUGUAAGCUCUGAGACCAACAUCAAAUUACCACAGUGCCAUAAGACGCUCAGGUAAAUUGCAUUAGAAUGUUUAAAAUUGCUUCUUGGCAAGCUGUGUGGAGUAUUUAGCAUUUGCUAUAUCUAAAGUUGCUGUUAAUUACUAUAUAACUGAAUUAGUGUUCAUUGUAAAGUUAGAGAGCGAGAAAGAGAGAGACUAUGGGAAAUGCCACUUUUUGACCAUAUUUAAAUUUAGUAAAGACUGAGCAAAGUUGUGUUUCGCUAUUGUCAAUUUGUAUACUUUUGUUUUCUUAAUCCAUUUAAACAAGUAUUUAUAUAAAUGUAACGUUAAAGAACAUGCUUGAGUAAUGGAAUAUUUAUUUAUAAAGUACCAGAUAGCUUUUUUUUUUUUUUAAGCAAUACGCAUGAUCAGAAAAGUAACUGUUACACUUGGGUCCCUUGUAGUUAUCUGCAAGGCCUGUGGAAGUGACAUCCUGGCAUUUUCUGCCCCUAAAUUCCUUUAGACGCCUGCCUCGUUCUGGUUCAUCGUGUCCUCCUCCAGCAGCACACAUGCAGCUUUUUGUCAGUGUGUGGUGUUAACAUUUUUGCCGCAUUUCAUGCUUUUGGACAGUUACAGUUACCAAUAUUCCUAUACCAUUACUACUAGAGAAUUUCUAUGUAUUAUACAACUUUGUCUGCUGUACUUUUGUAUGCAGUGGCUAAGGUCUUUGUGGGAAUACAAAACAUUAUAUAUUUUUCCUAACUGAAUGGAAAAUAACAGCCUGCCAGGUCUAUACAUUUAUUUGAGCAUCACUUAUGUAUUGUGAAAAUACUGAUAUUGUUAUGUUAUGCACUGUGCUGACCUAGACUCCAGAACUUCAAUAUAAUGUAUUUAACUACAUCUUUAUUUUGCUGUAGUUGGUAUUAAAAAAUUAAACUAUU
Messenger RNA from Xenopus laevis (African clawed frog), 2132 nucleotides. RefSeq names its product dual specificity phosphatase 22 S homeolog (gene dusp22.S). Lineage: Eukaryota; Metazoa; Chordata; Amphibia; Anura; Pipidae. Gene Ontology annotation, molecular function: protein serine/threonine phosphatase activity; protein tyrosine kinase binding; protein tyrosine phosphatase activity. Gene Ontology annotation, cellular component: cytosol; nucleus; cytoplasm. Gene Ontology annotation, biological process: cellular response to growth factor stimulus; negative regulation of T cell receptor signaling pathway; signal transduction. The record is from RefSeq and is marked provisional.